Pararge aegeria (speckled wood butterfly) is the source of this 5136-nucleotide messenger RNA. RefSeq names its product serine/threonine-protein phosphatase 6 regulatory ankyrin repeat subunit B (gene nompC). The record is from RefSeq and is a predicted model, not a curated record. NCBI's taxonomy places the organism in Eukaryota, Metazoa, Arthropoda, Insecta, Lepidoptera, Nymphalidae. Bases 1 to 5136 code for a protein of 1711 amino acids. Gene Ontology annotation, molecular function: calcium channel activity; protein binding. The transcript has 19 exons. Gene Ontology annotation, biological process: GPI anchor biosynthetic process; calcium ion transmembrane transport. Gene Ontology annotation, cellular component: membrane; glycosylphosphatidylinositol-N-acetylglucosaminyltransferase (GPI-GnT) complex.
AUGUCUCAAGUCCCGGGUGGAAAAAAGGGCGGGAAGGGCCCGCCGAAGAAGGUUCCCGAAGAGGACAAGGAGAAAAAAGUAGAGGAGAAAGAUGAGACGUCAUCUAACAAUGGAGACAAGAAGGAGGUUAAGGAAGGCAAUGGGAUACCUGAUGUGCCCAAGCCCCCGAGUGCGGGGGUCAACAUGCGGGAGGUGGCGGCGAAAAUCCUGGUGCUGGCGCAAAAGAGUGAGUGGCCGGCGGUGGAACAGACCCUUAAAGUGCUGGAAAAGCUGGUGGCAGCUGGAGGAGAGGAUACAGUAUCAGUUCCAAUGGCUGGUAUCAUAGAUCCGACGACUGGCAUGACACCGCUGAUGUACGCAGUGAAAGACAACCGGACAUCCUUCGUGGAGAGGCUCAUCGAAUUAGGUUCUGACGUAGGAGCUAGAAAUAACGACAACUACAAUGUGCUUCACAUAUCGGCGAUGUAUUCGAGAGAGGACAUCGUCAAGCUAUUGCUGUCCAAGAGAGGCGUUGAUCCUUUUGCUACGGGAGGAAGUCGACAACAAACAGCUGUACACAUUGUGGCUAGCCGGCAAACCGGAACUGCCACCAGCAUACUCCGAGCGUUGCUCACAGCCGCUGGCAAGGAUAUAAGACUGCGAACUGAUGGGAGGGGCAAGAUUCCGCUGCUGCUUGCCGUAGAGGCCGGCAAUCAGAGCAUGGUCCGUGAGCUGCUUAGUGCGCAGACAGCGGAACAACUCAAGGCUAGCACCCCAUCUGGCGACACGGCCUUGCACCUCGCAGCUAGGAGAAGAGACGUGGAUAUGUCCCGCAUCUUGGUAGACUACGGUUCAGUAGUCGACGCAGUCAAUGGAGCUGGUCAAACCGCGUUACACAUAGCAGCAGCUGAAGGUGACGAACCUUUGGUGAAGUACUUCUAUGGUGUUAGAGCUAACGCCGCCAUCGCAGAUAAUGAAGAUAGAACCCCAAUGCAUCUAGCAGCUGAGAAUGGUCAUGCAGCGAUCAUCGAACUGCUGGCGGACAAAUUCAAAGCUUCAAUAUUCGAGCGAACUAAAGACGGAAGCACUUUAAUGCACAUCGCUUCAUUGAACGGCCACGCUGAUUGUGCUAUGAUGCUAUUCAAGAAAGGUGUCUAUCUCCAUAUGCCAAAUAAAGAUGGUGCCCGGAGUAUCCACACAGCUGCUAGAUACGGACACGUUGGUAUUAUCAACACAUUGCUGCAGAAAGGAGAAAGCGUAGACGUCACAACCAAUGACAACUACACAGCUCUGCAUAUAGCAGUUGAGUCUUGCAAGCCGGCGGUCGUUGAAACACUUCUCGGUUAUGGCGCUGAUGUGCACAUACGGGGGGGAAAGCAGAGGGAGACACCACUACAUAUUGCAGCAAGGAUCCCAGACGGUGACAAAUGUGCGUUGAUGCUAUUGAAAUCAGGCGCUGGACCAAAUAAAGCAACUGAAGACGGUAUGACUCCUGUCCACGUAGCAGCAAGAUACGGAAAUUUGGCGACCUUGGUACUACUUUUAGAAGAUGGAGGUGAUCCACUACGAAAAACAAAGACUGGGGAAACACCUCUUCAUAUGGCAUGUCGAAGCUGUAAACCAGACAUUGUAAGGCAUUUAAUAGAUUUUGUAAAAACACGUAAAGGCGAAAAAAUUGCCACGUUAUACGUUGACUCUGUUGAUGAGGAUGGCGCUAGUGCGUUACAUUUUGCUGGCCAAAUAACUAAAGAAGAAGUUAAGAUUGCUUCUGCAGAUAGAGAGGUAGUGAAGUGUUUAAUGCAAAAUGGCGCUGACGUUAAUUUACAAACGAAACAUAACCACGAAACAGUUUUUCACUUCUGUGCGAUAGCAGGCAACAACGAUGUGUUAACAGAAAUGAUUACUGAUAUGUCAACUGCCGAUGUCAGUAGAGCGCUGAAUAAACAGAAUUCAAUAGGAUGGACCCCAUUGCUUAUUGCAUGUAACAGAGGUCAUAUGGAACUCGUCAAUACCUUACUUUCAAAUCACGCAAGAGUAGAUGUUUUUGAUAUUGAAGGCAGAUCAGCUUUACAUUUAGCCGCCGAACAUGGAUUUCUUCAAGUAUGCGAUGCUCUACUGACAAAUAAAGCUUUCAUCAACUCGAAAGCAAGAAAUGGGCGGACUGCGUUACACUUAGCAGCUAUGAAUGGCUAUGCCCAUUUAGUAAAGUUUUUAAUAAGAGAUCAUAACGCUAUGAUCGAUGUUUUAACAUUAAAAAAACAGACUCCGUUACAUUUGGCAGCAGCGAGUGGACAAAUUGAAGUCUGCAAGUUGUUGCUUGAACUAGGUGCCAAUAUUGAUGCAACAGAUGAGAUGGGUCAAAAACCUAUUCACGCUGCUGCACAAAAUAAUUACUCGGAGGUAGUUCAGCUAUUCCUACAACAACAUCCAAACUUGGUAAUGGCUACUACAAAAGAAGGGAAUACGUGUGCACAUAUUGCAGCUAUUCAAGGGUCAGUUAAAGUAAUAGAAGAGCUAAUGAAAUUUGAUAGAAAUGGUGUAAUAUCAGCGAGAAAUAAGUUAAAUGAGUCUACCCCACUGCAAUUAGCCGCUGAAGGCGGUCAUGCAGAUGUAGUUAGAGUAUUAGUCAGAGCAGGAGCUUCUUGUACAGAUGAAAACAGAGCAGGGUUAACGGCAGUUCAUUUAGCAGCUGAACACGGCCACACCAAUGUGUUAGACGUUAUGCGCUCAACUAACACAUUAAGGAUAUCAAGUAAAAAGUUAGGCUUAACUCCACUACACAUUGCAGCUUACUACGGGCAAGCAGAAACGGUACGUGAACUGUUGUCGUUUGUACCGGGAACUGUAAAGUCUGAACCACCAACCGGAGUCUCAUUGGUUCCAAUCUUGGGAGCGGAAUCUGGCCUAACCCCUUUGCACCUUGCUGCAUACAAUGGUAACGAGAACGUUGUAAGGUUAUUGUUGAAUUCACCUGGAGUUCAAGUUGACGCUGCAACGAAUGAAAAUGGUUACAACCCACUUCAUUUAGCAUGCUUUGGAGGUCAUAUGUCAAUAGUCGGUUUACUAUUAAGUAGAUCAGCAGAAUUACUUCAAAGCACCGAUAGGCAUGGAAAAACAGGCUUACAUAUCGCGUCGACUCAUGGGCAUUACCAAAUGGUUGAGGUGUUACUUGGGCAAGGAGCUGAAAUCAAUGCAACAGAUAAGAACGGAUGGACUCCUCUCCACUGUGCAUCAAAAGCUGGACACUUAAAUGUAGUUAAGUUGUUGUGUGAAUCAGGAGCGUCGCCUAAAAGUGAAACAAAUUUGAAUUGUGCACCAAUAUGGUUCGCGGCUUCCGAGAAUCACAACGAUGUCCUUGAAUACCUCUUGCAUAAAGAACAUGAUACGCAAUCACUUAUGGAUGACAAAAGGUUCAUUUACAAUCUGAUGGUGUGUUCAAAAAACCAUAACAACAUACCGAUAGAAGAAUUCGUCUUAGUUUCACCAGCACCAGUCGAUACAGCGGCUAAAUUAUCAAAUUUAUACAUUAAUUUAUCCACCAAGGAAAAGGAGCGUGCCAAAGAUCUCAUAGCAGCUGGAAAACAGUGUGAAGCGAUGGCUACAGAGUUGUUGGCUCUAGCAGCCGGUGCUGACUCAGCUGGCCAUAUACUCACAGCUACAGAUAAUAGAAAUAUAGAAUUUUUAGAUGUAUUAAUAGAAAAUGAGCAAAAAGAAGUCAUCGCCCAUACAGUCGUCCAGAGAUAUCUUCAGGAACUCUGGCGGGGGAGCCUUAAAUGGACUGGCAUCAAAAUUAUGUUCCUUUUUUUCGCGUUUAUAAUUUGCCCGCCAGUAUGGGUGGUGUUCUCCCUUCCACUGGGGCAUAAAUAUAACAAAAUUCCUAUAAUUAAAUUUAUGUCAUAUUUAACGUCUCAUAUUUACUUAAUGAUAUUGUUAUCGUUAGUGGCCAUAACGCCAAUAUAUAAUUCUAUAUUUAGGGAAAGCUUGGUACCUAGAUGGUAUGAAUGGAUACUUCUUAUUUGUUUGAGUGGUCUUUUACUUUUUGAGUUAACAAACCCUAGUGAUAAAUCAGGUUUAGGAUGGAUAAAAAUUGCAGUUCUAUUAUUAGGUAUGGUUGGAGUAGCCACCCAUGUCGUUGGAUGGAUUUUUAUACUACCCAAAUAUUGGCCAACAUUAAUGUACUGUAGGAAUCAAUUUUUUGCCUUAUCAUUUUUAUUAGCAUGUGUUCAAAUCUUAGACUUCUUAUCCUUCCACCACCUUUUCGGUCCUUGGGCGAUUAUUAUCGGUGACCUAAUGAAGGAUCUAGGAAGAUUUCUUGCAGUUUUAGCGAUAUUUGUAUUUGGAUUCUCGAUGCACAUUGUAGCACUGAACCAACCGUUUAGAAAUAUAUACAAACCAGAAGAUAACAAAUAUGCAAGACAAGCUAGAAGAAGGCUAUUUUCAGACGUGACUAUGAACCCGUUGUAUUCCUUCGAGCUUCUGUUCUUCGCGGUGUUCGGCCAAACAACCACGGAGCAGACGAGAGUGCACAGGAAUGACAGCAACACGCAGCCUGCGUGGACGAACUACCUGUUCAAAAUCGUGUUCGGCAUCUACAUGCUGGUCUCUGUAGUUGUAUUGAUCAACUUGCUCAUUGCCAUGAUGUCAGACACGUAUCAGAGGAUACAGGCGCAAUCAGACAUAGAAUGGAAGUACGGCCUGUCUAAACUAAUCCGGAACAUGCAUCGAACUAACACUGCGCCGUCUCCGCUGAAUCUGGUCACUACUUGGCUCAUGUGGCUUAUACACAGGUGUAAGGAUCGGCUCAACAAAAAGAAGAGGCCUAGCUUGGUGCAUAUGAUCGGGCUGCAGCGUCAAGACCAGAUGAGUGCCAGAUCUAAAGCCGGCGCUAAAUGGCUAUCCAAAGUCAAAAGAGGACAGGUUGUUCCUAAAGAUUCAACGCGUCUCUCAGUUGUCCACCUAAGUCCGUUAGGAUCUCAGAUGAGUUUCAGCAAUAUGACAAGAAUAGAAAACGUAGUCGACUGGGAAGUUAUCGCUAAAAAAUACCGAGCUCUAAUGAGGGACGAACCAGAAGAGCCAGCAAAUAAGGAAAAUGAGUCAGACUCGGUUGACGAAGAGUCAGAAAUAGUUCCUAAUAAUAUCGCCGCGGCGCCACCUUGA